This is a messenger RNA of Onthophagus taurus, 881 nucleotides long. NCBI's taxonomy places the organism in Eukaryota, Metazoa, Arthropoda, Insecta, Coleoptera, Scarabaeidae. The record is from RefSeq and is a predicted model, not a curated record.
AACGUGCCAAUAUCGUCUUGAUCCGUAUUAUUGCCAUUUUGAUCCUGAGAUCUUCUCUGCUGAAGUAACACAUUUUUUAAGAAUAAGAAGAAAAAAAUAAUAAGAACUUAUCAACAUAGAAAGGCCAGAUUGUUACAUAUUUUUUCUUCUGUCCGUCGAGCAAUCAGUCAUUUAGAAUUUUUCAAAUGCUGGAAGAAUUCUUUAGUAGCUUUAUAAUACCUACGAAGAUUAUCAUGUUACUUUCUUUAACUGCCUCUGCCACCGAAUUUGCUUUGAAAAAAGAUUUAAUAAGUUUUCUCAUGGCCAUGAUCAACUUCGUAACAUUAUAUCUAUGUCAUGCAAGCGGACAAAGAAUUACUUCAACGGCUAGUAGUGUGGCCGAAACCGUAUAUGAUUUGAAUUGGUAUGAUGCGGAUAUCUCAACACGAAAAUACGUUUUACUCUUAUUGUGUAUGACCCAAAAAUUGUUUAUGACGGAAGUACCUUUAUUCGGUGAAAUAUCACAUGCAGCAGUAGCAAAAGAGUACAAGAUGGUUUAUGUUUUUUGUAAUUGGAUAUUGAAAGUUACCAAAUGAAGAUGCUUAAACACCUAAUAAUUUAAUCAACACUUAUUUAAUGCACAUUUAUUUGCACGGCAUGCAAUGACUGUACGUUAUAUCUGCACAAUAUAUUCACAUAUAUUGUGGGGUCAAGAGUUCAAGAGUCAAAAGGCUUGUAAGUAAAAGGAUGUUCUCAUCAGAGGAAACUUAGGAGACAGAUAAAUUAAAACAAAUAAUGUUUGUGCGAACUUCUUUCUAGCUUUAUUUCAUUCAGCCGAAUUAUCAUAAAAUUAAUUAAAAUUGUAACUAAACAGUAAAUUGCGAUGGUUCAGGAUAUUUUAG